GUAUACGGAAGUGGGACAUUUCCCGGAAGCAUGUUAUACAAGAAGUGAAACGAUCACAACCUCGAACUGUUACAGUAUUGUUCCCGAAGGCUGUAAUAGUGAAAUUUAGUGCAAUACAUAUACUGAAAGAUCCGGACCGGUCAGGAACACCGAUGAUAAUAGGUCCUCCCUUGGACCUAGUCGUGGCACCUCCAGGAUCUGUGACCUUCUUCCACCUUAUUGUCCAAUAGCAGCCCACCUUCGAGCCCGUCUUCCUGUGUAGCGUCUGGUCAGGGGCAUGGCAGCUCGUGGAGGAGCGGUACUGGGCAGUAACAAGAUCUGCCAGUUUAAGCUGGUGCUGCUGGGGGACACUGCCGUAGGCAAGUCCAGUGUGGUCUUACGCUUCGUCAAGGGACAGUUUCAGGAGUUCCAGGAGGCCACUAUAGGAGCUGCGUUCCUUACACAGACGGUAUGUCUGGAUGACACAACGAUAAAGUUUGAGAUCUGGGACACAGCGGGACAAGAACGAUACCACAGCCUGGCGCCCAUGUACUACAGAGGGGCUCAGGCCGCCAUUGUAGUCUUUGACAUCACCAGCACAGACAGUUUGACGCGAGCGAAGAACUGGGUGAAGGAGCUGCAGAAGCAGGCCAACCCCAACAUCGUCAUCGCCCUGGCAGGCAACAAGGCAGACCUCGCCAACAAGAGGACUGUGGAGUUCCAGGAAGCUCAAGACUACGCAGAUGAAAACAGCCUUCUGUUCAUGGAGACGUCUGCCAAGACGGCCCUGAACGUCAACGAGAUCUUCAUGGCCAUCGCUAAGAAGCUUCCAAAGAGUGAGCCUCAGGGCGGAGCCGGAUUCGCGGGCCGGAACAGAACUGGAGUGGACCUGAACGAGCCCACCUCCCAGAGCCGCAUGGGCCAGUGCUGCGGCAGGGGCAAUUAACCAAUCACGGUGGAGAACACAAACUGGCCUGCUGGAUCAAUGGGGAACAGAGACCGAUUGCAGGAGAGAUUCUUUUUUUAAUAUAUACAGUAUAUUCCGCAAAGACUUAAGCAUUUAAACUGAUCACAGUAUAAGAAUGGUAAUGAUCCUCGUAAUAAGCUAGAGGGACUACAGGCUGCUCUAUCUCCUUUCUCUCAUCUCUACCCUUUUAUACCCUUCUCUGUGAUGUUAUGGUAUUUAAAUAGAGCUUAUCUCUCCCAUGUCUUCAAGUGAUGGUUCUUAAAGGACAUUAUAAGGAUGUGGGGUCCUCUUUAUCUAUCCGGGACCUUUUCGCUCUUGUUGCUCGGAGGGAAAAAGAAAGGAUCAGGGAGAGGAGACUCUUUCUCUCUCUCGGGUCCAUAUUCUCAGCAUUGUAAAUGAUCUGUAGUUGUUUUAAUGAUGUGGGCUUUGGUUGAGUGGUGGGGUAUGAUCUGAGAGGACACUGCCUUGAGCUGGACUUCAUCACGGACUCCGCAAGAGCCACCUCCCCACAGACACACACACACACACACACACACACACACACGUACACGUCUACACAUACACAUAUACAAACAAACACACAUAUAUACACACACACGCACAUGCACACACCCAGACACAGACAUUCAUACACAUACUUUCGGCUUCAUGCUUUUCCAAUCUGUAAAAAAAUGCAUUAAAACAGUUCAGAAGUCAAGUGUAUAAACAAAGAAUUGUUUUGUAUAUUGAACAGAUAAAUUAUAUAAGCAUAUAAUCAUAUUUUGUGUGUGUCUGUGUAAGAAUCAUGAAGCACAAGGAGUUGAUGUAUCUUUUCUAUUUAAUUUACAAAUAUAUACAUACAAUUCAUAAAGAUUAUGGAAGUAA
This is a messenger RNA of Clupea harengus (Atlantic herring), 1810 nucleotides long. RefSeq names its product ras-related protein Rab-5C-like. The record is from RefSeq and is a predicted model, not a curated record. Gene Ontology annotation, molecular function: GTPase activity; GTP binding. Lineage: Eukaryota; Metazoa; Chordata; Actinopteri; Clupeiformes; Clupeidae.